Messenger RNA from Thrips palmi, 1595 nucleotides. RefSeq names its product microtubule-associated proteins 1A/1B light chain 3C-like. The record is from RefSeq and is a predicted model, not a curated record. Lineage: Eukaryota; Metazoa; Arthropoda; Insecta; Thysanoptera; Thripidae. The coding region runs from base 191 to 658 and encodes 155 amino acids. Gene Ontology annotation, biological process: autophagy of mitochondrion; macroautophagy; cellular response to nitrogen starvation. The transcript is spliced from 5 exons. Gene Ontology annotation, molecular function: ubiquitin protein ligase binding. Gene Ontology annotation, cellular component: cytosol; autophagosome; autophagosome membrane.
ACCACUGCCGACCGACCACCCCUCACUCUCGCGCUGACCGCUCGCCUCGCCGGUCCCUGUUCCGUACCCGUUGUUGUCCGGCAACCACUUCAGUUUCGGUCCGACUUCCAGUCGAUUCGCAUCGUGCUUCGAACUGUGAACCCUCUGUGUGUCCUUCUGAAGCGCAUUGACGAAGUUAGUAGCGAAUAUCAUGUUGAAAAUGGAGAUGUCAUCGAAACUGGAUAAGAACUCCAAUCUAAAGAAGAUAACAAAGCGCAAGAAGGCGUAUGCUUCACGAAUUGAGGAAGUUGCAGCCAUGAGAACAAAGUUUCCAACUAAAGUUCCUACAAUUGUUAAGAGAUUCCAUAAGGAGACAAGUCUUCCACUUCUAGAGAAAGUAAAAUUUCUUGUCCCAGAAGAAACCACUAUGUCCCAGUUUGUAGCAAUUAUCAGGAAGCGAAUGAAUUUGCGUCCCAACCAAGCCAUAUACCUGCUGGUUAACAACAGGUCUAUGAUGAACCUAUCUAUGACCAUAGCUGAAGUUUAUAAUGAACAUAAAGAUGAUGACGGAAUGCUUCAUGUGACCUAUGCAUCGCAAGAAGUAUUUGGUGCUCCUGAUGUGAGUGAUAUGAGGGUUUCAACAAACAACUACAACAGAGGUGACAGGGUCGAUCCUUGAUCUGAUGAGUAUUGUUCCAUGUCUGAUUGGAGCUUGAACUGAAGACUGCUUGAGCUGUUGAAACAAAUUUCUCACCACCUCAUGGGCAGAUGUGAGAGAAGACCUGGCCAUCGUUCUUAAUCUCCAUCUCAAUGGACAGUAUGGCCUCAAGUUUCAGUGUGAAGAACUCUCAACUGUUUGAACAGGCUGCACAUCACAAUGCAGAAGCCUUCUUCUCAGAAAUGCCCUUGAGGCUCAUACAAGAAAUGACUGAAGCCAAAAUGGUUACAUUGGAAAGGAUGCACUUAAAAGUGAUAGAUAAUGAAGGACUUGAUUGGGGAAGCGUUUUGCCGUCAGCCGUUCAGUCCUUAGAACUUGAUAUACAAAUGAUGAUGAUAUUGUGAUGGAUAUCUCAUUGUGUAUUUCAUUGUAAUUUCUCAAAGUCUGACACUAGAGAUAAUUAACUUAGUAUAUUUAAUUAUUCAAUUAUGUGAUCUUAGCUUGUUCUUUGAGCUUACUGCUGCUUUCUCGACAUUCGAGGACAAAUGUAUUGUAGUUAAAUUGUACCUGCACCAAUAUUUUUUUUGAAUCAUGUUAGGUCAUUCUGAUCUCUAUUUAGGAAAGAUUGAAACCCCUGUGUUUUAAUGCUGCAUUUGCAUUUGAUGACCACAUCAUUUUUAUAAUUAUGACGUAUUUGACACUGUUUCUUUUAAAUUUAGUACAAGGCUGGGUUAUUAUUUAAGGUGAUCUGGCCAGUUAAACAGGAAAUGAUGUAACAGAGUUAGAUGAUGAACUAUUUUUAUAUUUGUGCUUAUUUACCUGAUAAGUUCCAUUGAAUUGAUCACCAAAGCAUUUCACACAAUCAAAUAUAUUAGAACUAUCUUGCCUCAAUGAUUUGUCAGUGUUAACAUUCUCCUGUGAUAAAAUAUUUGUUCCUGUAAAUAUAUAGUUAAACCUA